UUCCCCAAAAUUCAAUUCACUGCUCAACUGCAAGUCUGCAAGAGAUCAUUCUGAGACACGACCUCAAAUCUCUUCUCUUUUGAAACUACAGCCCUCUGAAAUCUGAAAAUCUUUGGAUUUCUGUGACUCUUGGGGGUUGUGUCAAUCUCAGUAUCAGAGAUAAAACCAUUACAUACUGACAAUCACAGAAAAGACCCUCUUUUAACUUCGUAGAUUUGCAUGUUACACGGUGCGCAAACUCAAACGUUCUUAAUUCUUUUGGAUCUCAUACAAAAAAGGCUUGUCUGUGUUGGCUCCCUUUCCUGAGCAAAGAUGGCUGGGAACACUGCUACAAAGAACCACCUUCCCAAUCCCCACAACCAAGUUUUCAACGUCUCCGUCGACGUAAAUCAGCAAGGUGGCUCCAAGUGCUUCGACGACGAUGGCCGUAUCAAGCGAACUGGGACUGUUUGGACUGCUAGUGCUCACAUAAUAACAGCUGUGAUCGGGUCUGGGGUUCUGUCCUUGGCCUGGGCCACAGCUCAGUUGGGAUGGGUUGCUGGUCCUGUUGUCAUGUUCUUGUUCUCCUUCGUGACUUACUACACUUCCACCCUCCUCUCUGCAUGUUAUCGUUCCGGGGACCCUGCCACUGGCAAGAGAAACUAUACCUACACGGAUGCUGUGCGAUCAAACCUGGGUGGAGCGAUGGUUAAGAUAUGUGGACUAGUCCAGUACUUGAACCUUUUUGGAGUUGCCAUUGGCUACACAAUAGCAUCAUCCAUAAGCAUGAUGGCAAUCAAAAGGUCUAACUGUUUCCACAGUAGUCAAGGCGAGAAUCCAUGCCAAAUUAACAGCAACCCAUAUAUGAUUGCAUUUGGAGUCGCUGAAAUAGUUUUCUCCCAAAUUCCCGACUUUGAUCAGUUGUGGUGGCUCUCCAUCGUCGCAGCUGUGAUGUCCUUCACUUACUCAACAAUUGGUCUUGGCCUCGGCAUCGCAAAAGUAGCAGAAACUGGAAAGUUCAGGGGAUCUAUGACUGGAAUAAGCAUUGGCUAUGUGACUCAAACACAAAAGAUAUGGAGGAGCUUCCAAGCACUCGGAGACAUCGCUUUUGCAUACUCCUACUCCAUGAUCCUCAUCGAAAUCCAGGACACAGUGAAAUCCCCACCAUCAGAGGCCAAGACAAUGAAGAAGGCCACCCUAGUUAGCGUUGGUGUCACGACCCUUUUCUACAUGCUUUGUGGCUGCAUGGGUUAUGCUGCUUUUGGGGAUCUCUCCCCGGGAAACCUCCUCACUGGUUUCGGCUUCUAUAACCCAUAUUGGCUGCUGGACAUAGCAAAUGCUGCCAUAGUAAUCCACCUUGUUGGUGCAUACCAGGUUUUUUGCCAACCCCUUUUUGCCUUCAUUGAGAAAAACGCACAAGAGAGAUUCCCUGACAGUCAAUUCAUCACCAAAGAAAUCAGAAUCCCAAUCCCCGGUUUUCAUUCCUUCAGACUCAACCUCUUCCGGCUGGUUUUUAGGACAAUUUUUGUUAUCAUAACCACUGUGAUAUCAAUGCUCCUACCAUUCUUUAAUGAUGUGGUUGCACUUCUUGGGGCUUUAGGAUUUUGGCCUCUCACAGUUUACUUCCCUGUGGAGAUGUAUAUAGCCCAAAAGAAGAUACCAAAGUGGAGCACAAAAUGGCUUUGCCUUCAAAUUCUGAGUGUCGCAUGCCUCAUCAUCUCCAUAGCUGCUGCAGCUGGUUCAAUUGCAGGGGUUGUUCUUGAUCUUAAGUCUUAUAAGCCCUUCUCGACCACCUACUAAGGUUGAAAUUUAAUGCUGUCACCAUUUCUGACCAAUUAAUCUAAAGCAAGGAAAGAAUUGAUCUUUGGGAUUUCAGUUCUUGUUCAUGGUCUUAACAAGCUGAAAUGGGUGUUGUUAACUAUCGUGGUUGUUCCUCAGUAGACUUCUGUUUUUUUCUUUUUUUUUUUUUUUUGUUGAACUGUUUUGAAGAAAAGAAAGGCGGGACCCUAUUUUUGUAGUUGGAAUUUAACCCCUGUUUUCUCAAUAUAUAUAUCCACGUUGAAGAA
Molecule: messenger RNA, 2045 nt
Organism: Juglans regia (Persian walnut)
Lineage: Eukaryota; Viridiplantae; Streptophyta; Magnoliopsida; Fagales; Juglandaceae
Product: amino acid permease 3-like
Exons: 6
Coding region: 313-1779 (488 amino acids)
Cellular component (GO): plasma membrane
Source: RefSeq, a predicted model, not a curated record